Messenger RNA from Impatiens glandulifera, 1361 nucleotides. Its product is annotated as U11/U12 small nuclear ribonucleoprotein 31 kDa protein. The coding region runs from base 31 to 837 and encodes 268 amino acids. Lineage: Eukaryota; Viridiplantae; Streptophyta; Magnoliopsida; Ericales; Balsaminaceae. The record is from RefSeq and is a predicted model, not a curated record. Gene Ontology annotation, cellular component: U12-type spliceosomal complex. Gene Ontology annotation, biological process: mRNA splicing, via spliceosome. The transcript has a single exon. Gene Ontology annotation, molecular function: zinc ion binding; RNA binding.
UUUUUCGAUUUGGCAAAAUUGGAGAUCGAAAUGGGUGGUCGAAGCGAUAGCGAUGAAGACGAUACGUUCUACUACCGUUAUUCCACCGUCCCGCCGCCGCAACCACCGCCGCCUCAUUCCUCCACCUCUCAAACAACCAAUUCUUCUAUCAAUGGAGGUAGUGGAGGUCUCGCGCCUUCCAAAUCCACCGUCUAUGUAAGCAACCUCGAUUUCAACCUCACAAACUCCGACAUUUUCACUAUCUUCUCCACCUUCGGUCGUGUUGCUAAGGUCACCGCCCUUAAGGAUCGCAACACUCGACAGAGCCGCGGCGUCGCUUUUGUUCUCUUUGUAUCCCGAGAAGACGCCGUCGCCGCCGUCCAGGGAAUUCAUGGAAAGCUCCUCAAUGGUCGAACCCUAACCGCUUCCAUAGCUACGGACAACGGCCGCGCUUCCGAAUUCAUUCGCAGGAAAGUGUAUAAGGAUAAGACUAGAUGUUACGAGUGUGGAGAAUCUGGACAUUUGUCUUAUGAAUGCCCACGUAAUCAAUUUGGUCCUAGAGAACGCCCGGAACCCUCUAAGCGAUCAAAGCAUGGUGAUGGUGGUGGAGGAGGAGGGAGAAGAAGUUUGACCCGGAAUAGAGCGGUGGAGGAGGAUGAAAAUGGUGAUGAUGAUGAUGAUGGGGAUGGAGGGGUAGGGUUUGAUGAUGAUAAUUGGGCAUCAGUGGUGGAUACAGGUGCUGAUCAAAGGCUGUUGGUGCAAGAGAAAGAAGGGUUAUCUAAGAAAAAAGAUAGUAGUAGUAAGAUGAAGAAGAAGAAAACUAGCUAUUUUAGCGAUGAAAGUGGAGAGGAUGACUGAUUGAUCUUGAAUUGCUGUCUUCAAUUUGUACAUGGUUGUUGAAGAAACAGGGCCUGAUGAUGAUCCAGGUUGCUUCCUUUUCAUUCUGAUUUCUUGAAGCUUGCAGCCUUGGUGUUCAAAAAAAGGUCAAAGUUAGAAAUGUUUCAUAUGUUAUGGAACAAGUUAUCUUAAUUUGGUUGCUUUGAUGCUACUGCUAUUCUUUAGUUAUAGAAAAUGAAAAAGAAUUGCAGCUCCCCUGAUUUGAAAUACAAACUUAUUUUCAUAUAAAAAAUUGUAAAAUCUGGAAGAUUGAAAUGAUGUGUGUUUAUGCAAGAUGGUUGUGGAUUGCAGGACCCCUUAAAUCACACACAGACUCUAGCUAGUUGUUGGAAAGGUCUUAUUAGUGUGCUGCGUGAUUUAGAUUUAAGAACUAGUUCAUUUUCUUGUUGAUUUGCAGAGAAUGAUGAGACAUUCAUCAUCAGUUUAUGUAUUGAGACAUUUUUAUAUCAUAUGUUUGCUUUCACGUAAGAGAGAAGCCCGAAACA